UUCACUCAACUCCACUUCAUACCUUUUCUCUGAAACAACCAAAGAAUUUUUCCGGCCCUGUCUCUUUACUGAGUAGACCACUCCAUCGGAGAAUCCUUUUAACUAAUUAGAAGCUUCUCUGAACCAAAAAAUAAAAACUAUUGUUGCUUUCCUCUCCUCUCUGAUCUUUAAUGCACUCUUCCCGUUGCUCCUUCCUUCUUCGAACACCACCUUUUUUGCUUCAAUCGCUAACUCUCUUCUCCACCUCGUCGCAGAAACAAACCCACCUUCGUCUCCAGCCAUCACCUCAUCGUUCCACCUCAGUUGAUAAUACAUACAUAAAUAUGGGAGGAGUCGCUUUGGUUCUUUAAGAUUGGUGCUCACAACACAUGAUUUGCAACGAAAUAAUAUAGUUUUGGCUUUCUUGUAAGCUGAAAAAGGAAAUAAAAGCAAUUAGCUUCUUUGCUUCAUUUGAGUGAUUACCUGAUCUAUUUUUAAACUCGGCAGUUAAGUGAAGAGUAUGCUUUUUGAAAUGUGCAAGGAUUUUUAUUUCUAUGGUGACGUUGGAACCUCAAGGUUUAAGCAUUAUUUGAGAAGAGAAAUAUUACCAUGAAUCUUUCUUAUGACCAGGAAGAAGAGUUAUAUUUUACAUGAUUUUUUCAUGGCGGAUGAUGGGUUAUGAGUUUUGUAUAGAAGCUUGUAAUGUUUUGGUGUGGAUUCACAGUCAAAUUCUGAAAAAUUGGGAGUUGAUAUUGCAUGCUUUCUAACAGACAGUUAACUUGUUAUUAAAUAUAUUAUCCUUUCAAAAUUUAAAAAUAUACACCUUCAAGAAGGAAGUCAUGUGGAUUUCAAAUUAUUACUUUAGGGAGAAUGAGGCCAGAUGGUAGAUUUUCAUCAAUGGUCCAUGGAUUUGUUCCUAGAAAAAGAAGAUAAAUUUUAACUUUCUAUUCUUGUUAUCUCUUCCUUUGGCUGGUCCUGAUGGCUGGUGGAUCAAUCUAUGUGCACGAGACUGUGGGGAAGGGAAUUGUGUAUUCUGAUAAUUUCAUUUUCUUGCAUGGCAAUUUGGAAAUAUGGAUUUUUGAAGCGAGAUCUCUUCCAAAUAUGGAUUUAGUGUCUGAGAGGAUGAGAAAAUGCUUUACCAUGUUUGGUUCUUGUGCACGGCCCACCAAGAAAAAGGAUAGGGAUAAAAGUGGACGGAAAAUUAUUACUAGUGAUCCUUAUGUUUCUGUUUGCAUGGCAGGGGCAACAGUAGCUCAGACUAGAAUAAUUGCCAACUGUGAAGAUCCUUCAUGGGAUGAGCACUUUCGUGUACCGGUGGCUCACCCAAUUACUAAAGUUGAAUUUCAAGUUAAGGAUAAUGAUAUUCUUGGGGCUCAGCUUAUUGGAGUGGUUGAGAUACCUAUUGAGAAAAUCCUCCCAGGAGACAAAAUCAAUGGUUGGUUCCCUAUUGUUGGUCCAUAUGGUAAUCCAUUGAAACCUUAUCCUGAGCUUCAUCUUUCUUUGCAGUUUAGGCCUGUUGAAGAGGACCCUUUAUAUAAGAAUGGUAUUGGUGCUGGGCCUAAUUACAUAGGAGUGCCUAAUACAUACUUUCCACUUCGUAAAGGUGGGGUUGUUACCCUUUACCAAGAUGCUCAUGUGCCUCAUGGAGCACUACCUGAUAUCAUACUAGAUGGGGGAAGAGUUUUUCAGCAAGGUCAAUGCUGGGAAGACAUUUGCCAUGCCAUACUGGAAGCCCACCAUCUGAUUUACAUCAUUGGAUGGUCUAUAUACCAUCCUGUAAAGCUUGUAAGGGAGCCAACCAAACCAUUACCUGAAGGUGGAGAUCUAACCCUUGGGGAGCUUCUGAAGUACAAGUCACAACAAGGGGUUCGUGUGAUGAUGCUGGUUUGGGAUGACAAGACUUCACAUCAUAAUUUUCUUCUCAAGACAGAAGGUGUCAUGCACACUCAUGAUGAAGAAACUCGAAGGUUCUUCAAACAUUCAACUGUCCAUUGUGUACUUUCUCCUCGUUAUGCAAGUAAUAAGCUUAGUAUUUUCAAGCAACAGGUUGUAGGAACCCUAUUUACACAUCAUCAAAAGUGUGUGCUUGUAGACACCCAAGCUUCUGGAAAUUAUCGUAAAGUAACUGCUUUCAUUGGUGGCUUGGAUCUGUGCGAUGGCAGAUAUGACACUCCUGAGCAUAGGCUUUUUAUUGAUCUUGAUACCGUCUUUGCAAAUGAUUUUCAUAAUCCAACAUUUCCAUCUCGUGCACGGGGGCCAAGACAACCAUGGCAUGAUUUACACUGUAAAGUUGAAGGUCCUGCUGCAUAUGAUAUAAUGACAAAUUUUGAACAAAGAUGGAGAAAAGUUGCAAAAUGGAGAGAUUUCAAAAUUAGAAAUGUUACUAAUUGGCAUGAGGAUGCCUUAAUAAAACUGGAUCGCAUUUCAUGGAUACUUACUCCAACUGUUGGUGCUGAUGGUGAUCAUUCUAUACAUGCGGCAACUGAAGAUGAUCCUGAGAAUUGGCAUGUGCAGGUAUUUCGAUCUAUUGACUCAGGAUCAGUUAGGGGAUUUCCUAAACUUGUUCAAGAAGCUGAGGCACAGAAUCUUAUAUGUGGGAAAAACUUGAAAAUAGACAAGAGCAUACAUGUUGCAUACGUCAAAGCUAUAAGAUCAGCACAACACUUCAUAUAUAUUGAGAACCAGUAUUUCAUUGGAUCUUCCUUUUACUGGCCAUCAUACAAAGAUGCAGGUGCAGAUAAUUUAGUGCCUAUAGAAUUGGCUUUGAAAAUUGCUAGCAAAAUCAGUGCAAAUGAACGGUUCUCAGUAUAUGUUGUUAUACCAAUGUGGCCUGAGGGUGUCCCAACUAGUGCCUCUGUGCAAGAAAUUUUGUUUUGGCAGGACCAACACACUAGGACAAUGAAGGGGAAGGGGUGUAGGUUGGGUCGACUAUUUGCCUUGGAAUUCGAAAAGACACUAGUGACUUCUUCUACAUCUUGUUCAGGGCAGACAAUAGAUAUGAUGUACAGAAUUGUAGGACAGGCACUUGACAAUGCUGGCCUGUCUAAUAAAUGUCAUCCUCAAGAUUUUUUGAACUUUUAUUGCCUUGGUAAACGUGAACCUGGUUCACCAGACAGAUCAUCACAAACAAAUCCUUCUGAAAACAAUGCACAGGGAUUAGCUCAAAAGUUCCAUAGAUUUAUGAUUUAUGUCCACGCCAAAGGGAUGAUAGUUGAUGAUGAGUAUGUUAUUAUGGGUUCUGCAAACAUUAACCAAAGAUCAUUGGAUGGUUCAAGGGACACAGAAAUUGCCAUGGGUGCUUAUCAACCAAAUUAUACAUGGGCAAUGAAGAAAUGUCACCCACGUGGCCAGGUUUAUGGUUAUCGGAUGUCUCUCUGGGCUGAGCACCUUGGCAUGCUUGAAGAUUGUUUCUAUGAACCACAGAGUAUUGAGUGCAUCAGACGUGUGAAUACACUUGCAGAGUCCAACUGGCAAUCUUAUGUGUCUGAGGAAUUUAUGGAUAUGAAGGGACACUUGAUGCCAUAUCCAAUUCAUGUAGGCUGGGAUGGGAAAAUUGGGCCAUUGCCUGGGUUUGAAUGCUUUCCUGACGUUGGUGGUAAGGUUCUUGGAGCACCCACAACCCUUCCUGAUGCUCUAACAACAUAGCAGUUCAAUAGGUACUCUUACAUGGAGUUUUAACCAAUGCCAAUUGGAGCUUCAAGCAGUUCAAUAGGAUACUUGCCCACAGGAUGGAAUUUAGAUCGCAUAUUAAUUUACAGAUGGAAUCAAGGUAGGAAUCAUACUUGUCAUUAUAGAAUAUACAUACAUAUUUCUUUAUAGGGACAAUUCCUGGAUGGCAGAUAUUGUUUCUCAAACAAUGUAGUUUGGCUUUUACCGGAAAAAAAUA
Nelumbo nucifera (sacred lotus) is the source of this 3865-nucleotide messenger RNA. RefSeq names its product phospholipase D delta-like. Gene Ontology annotation, cellular component: plasma membrane. The record is from RefSeq and is a predicted model, not a curated record. Gene Ontology annotation, molecular function: calcium ion binding; D-type glycerophospholipase activity. NCBI's taxonomy places the organism in Eukaryota, Viridiplantae, Streptophyta, Magnoliopsida, Proteales, Nelumbonaceae. Gene Ontology annotation, biological process: phosphatidylcholine metabolic process; phospholipid catabolic process.